AUGUACGUCAUUCAAAUACUGGUUUUUCUGUUUUUGUUCGUUAGUAGCACCAUUUGCCAAAGUGAUAAAAAUCGGACUGAGACAGCAAUUCCCGUCUACUAUAAUCUGAGCAUAUUGACCGAACUGGGCCCUACGGGUAGGCGAUUUGAGGGCUCAGUAGAAAUAAACCUUACCAUCAUUAAUGAAGGCAGACGUUACUUAACACUGCACGCUAAAAACCUGACCAUUGAUACCAAAAUCCAUUUGUUUCGUCAUCAAAGCCGUCGUCGCAUAUCCGUGAACAGCACCUCAUGGGACAUUCAGAACGACAAAUUCACCAUCAAGUUCAAUAAUGUGCUAAGAAAACAUGAAAUGUACACCUUGUCGUUAAAUUUUAGUGCUAGGCUAACAAAAAAGCAGAACAACGGUUAUUUCAGGGUAAAAUAUCUUGAAAACGAUGUGAAUCAUUGGUACGCCGUAACGCAAAUGGAGCCGACAAAUGCACGGACUGUUUUCCCUUGCUUCGACGAUGUAUACUAUAAGGCGAAUUUUAGUCUUAUGCUGGGUCAUCAUAAGAACUACACGGCCGUAAGCAAUAUGCCGGUUAAGGAGAAGAAACGCCACGUCAAGAGAACGGACUUCUUUUGGACUGUUUUUGAAGAGUCCUUGCCUUUAUCCAUACACAUGCUAUCCUGGAGCCUGCAUGAGCUUCAGAGCUCGCCUCGCAGCGAGAAUGACAUUGAUAUUCAGAUGUUUGCGCUGGGGGAUAUACGGGAACAAAUUGCCUUUCUUCCGGUAAGCUCGAUGGGCUUACUGAUGACGUGUGAGAAACUUGCUGGCAUGCCUUAUCCCCGGAAUAAUAUUACAAAAAUAGAUCGCCUUGUCUUGCCGAACUAUUUGGGCCCGCCACGUGCCAAUUGGGGUCUGUACAUUAGCGGAGAAAACAUUUUGCCGCAAGAGGAAGGAACGGCAACAACGGAGCAGCAAUUAACAGAGCUCGUGGCCAGGCAGUUAAUACUUCAAUGGCAUGGUAACUUGGCCGGAAUUGAUAAUUGGCAACAGCUGUGGUUACGCGAUGGUCUCGUACACUUUCUGGGUCAUGAGAUGAUAUCAGAGGUAAUGCCUGAAUGGGAACUGCUUAAAUGGCGACUGUUAAACGAUCAUAUGGAAGUGCUCCAAUGGGAUGGACUCAUCCAGACACGGCCCAUUGAUGCCCCACAACUGGAGCCACCCACAGCGAAACAAACCUGGCACAUGUCCCAAAAGAUGUGCUGCCUCAUGCACAUGCUGAUGUCGGCCAUUGGUACUACGCCCUUUCGAUAUGGCUUGCGGAACUACUGGAAGACUUUUGCGAAUAGAGUUGGCAAUGCCGAAGAGUUUUUACGGAUAUUGCAGAAGAGCGCCAAACGUAGUCAUGCCAUGCCCAUGGCUCUUACUGUUGAACUGGUGAUGAACUCUUGGCUGCAACAGCCAGGAUAUCCCCUGGUGCAGGUGUACUCGAAUGAGGACAAUAAGACUGUGAGUCUCACACAACGACCAUAUCGAAUGCUGCAGUCACAGGAUAAGAACGGAUCCUGCUGGUGGAUACCCAUCUCGUUCACUACGAAAAAGGAUUUAAAUUUUAAUAGCACCACUGCAACUGAAUGGCUUGGCUGCGAAGUGGAUACCGUUAAUCUAGAGGAUGUUGGAGAGUCCAACGAUUGGAUAAUACUUAACUUACACUCUACACAACUGUAUCGUGUACUCUACGAUGUUCGGAACUGGGAGCUGAUCAGCGAACAUCUCACCUCACAACAUUAUAAUGAAAUACCAGUUCCGAAUCGUGCAAAACUGGUGGACGACGCACUCAACUUUGCCUGGAUUGGAGAGCUGAGCUAUGAAAUAGCGCUAGGACUAGUAAGGUAUCUGCAGCAGGAGUCGAGCUAUAUAGUAUGGAGAACGUUCUUGGUUGAAAUUAAUCGGAUACAUAGUAUCAUGCAUCUAACGACAGGAUAUCGGAUUUUCAGGAGCUAUAUGCGUUAUAUUCUCGAGCCACAAUUUCAGGAUUAUGUGGAUCCCACAACUCUUUCUGAAGAAUCGGCGGUCAAGGCCGUCAUCUAUAAUUUGGCGUGUACCUAUGAGGUGCCCGAAUGUGUCCAUGAGGCCCGGAAACGUUUUCAUGAAAUGUCCGAAACUGAAAUACCCCUGGCAGUACGUGAGGUCGUCUACUGCACGGUCGUACGCCAUGGCAUGGAGUCGAAAUGGUUGCAACUACGAGACAUGAUUAAAUCGUUGGGAACAGAGCAGGAACUGAGAUUGCUGCUCAACGGCAUGGCUUGCAGCCCUGAGAACUGGGCGCUCGGCAAAUUGUUGCGUUGGACUCUGAAAAAACGUAUGAUGCAACAAGAAACGGCACUGUCUCUCUACAAGGCUGUUUUAAAAAAUCCGAAUGGUUAUGGCUUGGCCAAGUAUCAUUUGAUUAAUAAUAUGGACGCAAUUAGGAGACUUUAUGGUCCCGAAGGUCUGCUGGACUUCUUUCAGGCCCUUUCGUCGUACAUAGCCACGCCCGAGGAAUUGCAGUUUUUCAGAGGAUUUUUGAAAGUUCAUAAACUGUCGACCAUAAAAGAUAGCGCGUUGCUGGAGCAGGCUGAAUCCAAUGUGCAAUGGAGUGUGUACCGCUACUAUCCACUGCUGAACGCCAUUCGGCAUGUGAUGAUGAAUGUGCAGCAGACUGAAGUGCCCCCAACUAAGCCUUAGCUCUUGAGAUGGAGGAGAUGCUUGCAGCACUAGCAGAUGUGAUAUUUAACAAGGCUUUGAGAGAGCUAUAGAGUCCUGAGCAUCUCUAUGGCAUACUACAAUAAAAAUUA
Messenger RNA from Scaptodrosophila lebanonensis, 2825 nucleotides. RefSeq names its product thyrotropin-releasing hormone-degrading ectoenzyme-like. The record is from RefSeq and is a predicted model, not a curated record. The coding region runs from base 1 to 2715 and encodes 904 amino acids. Gene Ontology annotation, biological process: peptide catabolic process; proteolysis. The transcript is spliced from 4 exons. NCBI's taxonomy places the organism in Eukaryota, Metazoa, Arthropoda, Insecta, Diptera, Drosophilidae. Gene Ontology annotation, molecular function: peptide binding; metalloaminopeptidase activity; zinc ion binding. Gene Ontology annotation, cellular component: cytoplasm.